Messenger RNA from Suillus fuscotomentosus, 1728 nucleotides. RefSeq lists its product as uncharacterized. NCBI's taxonomy places the organism in Eukaryota, Fungi, Basidiomycota, Agaricomycetes, Boletales, Suillaceae. The record is from RefSeq and is a predicted model, not a curated record. The transcript is spliced from 10 exons. The coding region runs from base 1 to 1728 and encodes 575 amino acids.
AUGUCAGUACGAACACGCUUUCUUCCGGAAGAUGUUCAAACAUACAAUGAUGUAGGCUUAUUUGACGAUGCCAUGGAAGACGAUACAAGUCAGCCUUCCAAUAUGAUCAUCAAUACGGUACCUCCAAUUAGAUCAAGCGGGGAGAUAGACCAGAUGGACCUUGAAGAGACUGUAGAGGAUGUCACAAGCCCGCCCGCCACAAGGACGGUUCUCGACAAGAGGGAAAGGCUGCAUGUACAAAAAAAGCAGGUCGUCAAUAAGACAUCGGACAAGCGUCGCAUUAAAGAAGUCGACUACUCAGAGACAUUGCGCCAGACCGUAUACAGUCAAGAGGAGCAGAUCAACACUAUGAGGCGUGAAAUGCAGAUGCAAAACGAUAUAAAAAAGCAGUGGGAAGCAGCUCUAAGAGAGCGGGAAGAGCAACUAGAAAAGGUCCACCAAGAACUCGAGACAAUGCAUGUUGACAUCGUGGCAUGGCAGGAGAACCACGCUCAGCAGCAAGAGAACCACGCCCAACAGCAGAAGCAACUUGAAGAUUAUAUCAGAGAAAGUCGCGAAACACUCAGCCAGGCGAAUCGCGAGGCAAUAGACGCUGGCAUGCAUAAAAUCCUGGAGGAAACUCACGAGCGAUUUACACAAGAAUUGAGGCGGCGAGAAGCAGAGCUGGGUGAAGAACUGGCCAGGCGAGAGGAAGAAUUAAGGAAAAGGAAAGAAGAAGAGUGUCGAGAACAAUCGAGUGCCAUCUUCACGGAGAUGGAAAGGAGACUACAGCAUGAAAUUGAGAAGUUGAAGGCGGAAAAAAGAAGAGACACAGGGCAGUCAUCCGCACCAUCCGCAAAACCGUCGUUAGGUACCCCAUGCCUUGAUGCGAUUAGAAGGAUAAAGAGAACUCGUGGAGUAUCACGCAGGACUCGCCUUGUAUCAAUAGUAGCAGAGGUGAACACCGAGGAAGUCCCUCGUGAAUCAUCCGAAGAAGAUGUACCACCACCUGAGCAGCACAAUCCAUUGCCUCGUGCCAGCCUCAGCAUGGAGGAUGCAAUCACAAGAGGUGUGGAGGCUGCACUGAGACGCGUUCUCGUCGACAAAGAAUUUUCGGGUCUCAAAAAGUGCAGUCCCCAGAGGAGAAAGACAGAGGAGGAAGAAGUACAGCGUGAAAAGGCAAGUGAAUCAAACUACGAAAGAGACUUCCUGCUGCCUAAGGUCACGGCAAAGGGUGUGCUGGAAACUCCCGCGGAGGUAGAGGAGAGGUUAAUCGUGAAGAAGGACGAAUUAUUGAAGAAAUAUCUCCGUAGAGCAACAGUUCUUGACCAUCUCGUUAAGCAGAAGACCGAUGAUAAAGAAGAGGACCUCCCAGCGUGGCAGUGGCUUCAGCAACUAGUGAAGACGUUGGGAGAAUGUGGUAUGAGUUCGGAAGAGAGCGAUUUGGAGAAUGAUAUUGAAACAGUCCUUCGGGUCAAGAACAUGGUAUGGCGUCGUGCGGUAGAACGCAAAUUGGAUAUCGUCGAUCACCAGAGGCUUGCGGAUGAUGAUAUAUUCGCCCCCCAAGGCUCAAAGCCAAUGAAAAGGAUACGCGCAGCCGGGAAUCCGAAGACCUCCAGGGUACCAGCUGAGGAAUUGCCAAAAGCCUUGUAUAGCGAAGAAUGGCUCAUGGGCCUCAGCAAACGUCAGGUCGAGAAGUUAUCAAUCUCAGACAAAAGAUUCAAAUGGAUGCAGGUUGCGGUAGUGUAG